GUGCCGGUGAAGGCGGCGGUGGCGGUGCCGCCGGCUCCCGCCGCCCCCCUGGCCCCGGCCCCGCGCCCCUAUGGCCGGGCAGGAGUGGGACUGGUUCCAGCGCGAGGAGCUCAUCGGGCACAUCAGCGACAUCCGAGUGCAGAACCUCCAAGUUGAACGCGAAAAUGUCCAGAAGAGGACCUUUACCAGAUGGAUAAACCUGCACUUGGGAAAGUGCAAGCCUCCUUUGAAAGUGAAAGACUUGUUUAUUGAUAUACAAGAUGGCAAAAUCUUGAUGGCACUCCUGGAAGUCCUGUCAGGACAAAAGCUGAUGCACGAAUACAAAUCUUCAACCCAUCGCAUUUUUCGUUUGAACAACAUAGCCAAAGCACUUAAGUUCUUGGAGGACAGUAACGUAAAGCUUGUUAGCAUCGAUGCAGCAGAAAUAGCAGAUGGAAAUUCCUCUCUGGUACUUGGACUAAUAUGGAAUAUAAUCUUGUUUUUUCAGAUUAAGGAGCUUACAGGCAACCUCAACAGGAACUCUUCCUCCUCCAGCCUGUCCUCUGGGCCCAGUGGUCCAGAAUCAGACACAUCCCCCAGCACUCCCAGCGUGGAGAGAAACAUGUCCAUUACAGUGAAGGACCAGCGGAGAGCCAUCAGGGCCCUUCUAAUCUGGGUGCAGAGGAAAACCAGAAAGUAUGGCGUUGCAGUCCAGGACUUCACGAGUAGUUGGAGGAGUGGCCUUGCUUUCUUAGCUGUCAUAAAAGCCAUAGAUUGUACUUUGGUAGACAUGAAGCAUGCACUGGAGAAAUCAGCACGAGAAAACCUGGAGGAUGCUUUCAGCAUAGCACAGAAUAAACUGGGUGUCCCUCGGCUCCUCGAACCUGAAGAUAUCAUGGUGGAGUCCCCCGAUGAACAGUCAAUUGUGACAUAUGUGGCACAAUUCCUGGAGCACUUCCCGGAGCUGGAAGGGGAAGACUUUACAGAUCCUGACAGGGAGCUUCCAAUUGAGUCCACAUAUGUCCACAUCAAAGACACACCGUCAGAGAAGGAAGGCAAAAUCUUGAUUUUAGGUGAAAAUGAAGAAAACAUGUAUACUGUUAAUCAUGAGAGGAGUCAUCCGGCUCCUCCAAAGGUCCAUAUUCAUGAUAUCCCUGAGAGAAUCCCAUCAGAAACCAUUUCUGAAAAUUGUAAUGGGAAACUGAGUCAAGUGUUAGGCGAUUUACAGGAAGCAUCUGGAGAGGAGCCUCAAAGGCCUACCUCACUGAAAAUUGCAGGACCUGUCAGUUUUGAAUCCAAUUCCUCUUGGGAGGUUCCAAAUGAUAAAUUCACAUCAGGUGAAGAGAGCAUCUCUGAUGAUCCACUGAAACAAAAUGAUGAGCUUUCUCCAGCUGUUCUGACAGAUCAGAAAAAUUCUGUUGACUCUUUUGAAGAAUACUCUGAAGAAUUAACUAAGGAAACCCCUACUGAAUAUGACCAUGAAACCAAGAGCCUUUCAGCCAAUACUUCUUCUUUGAGUCCAUUAUCCUGGACUUCUGGUAUACUUACAGAUGAUUCUAUUAAUAAAGUUGAAGACAGCAAACCCCAGUCUUCAAUUAUUUUACCAGAAGAUUCAUCAAAACAAGAAGAUACACAGAAGUACAUUCUCCACCUUCUAAAUAAGGAACUAGAGACACUUCCACAAGAUGAACAUCCAAAGGAAUCACCUGGCCUUGAGACAAUAGAAACAAACACUUGUUCACUGAAUGAUUCUAAUCUCAAAAGCCAAGAACUAUCUACACAGCAGGAAACAUCUGAUGACUCUCUCUCAGAUAUACCUAAAACUCCAGAGGACCUGGACAGCUGUGACGAAGUUGAAGUGGUAUCCAGUUCUUCAAAAGUAUCUGUGAUACCCCAUGAUCUCUUUUAUUAUCCACAUUAUAAUGUUCCCAUAUCAGCAGUUCUGAACGCUUACCUCGAGCCUUGUAUGGAAGGUUAUGAUACAGGAAAUGAAAAAGCUUCUUCUGAAACAGUGACAGAUGUUUUACAUGACGAGAACUUACCAGAACAGGACCACAAGGAAGAUGCUCCAGAGCUAGACUUGGAGAAUAAGCUACGUACCCCUCCAUCAGAAACAGACACUGAGAACAGCGAGGAGGAAACUACAAAAACAAGCAGUCAUGCGAAUUCUUCGGAUGAAAAAGAAGUGCCAUUACUGGUAGAUGAGUUAGAAAUAGAAGAAGAUGCCAAUAAGGCCACCGACCAUGAAGAUUCCACUAUUCCACAACAUCCUGAGGCCAUAGUAGAACAUCUAAAAGAUUUACCAAUAGCCAUAAAGACACCAGAAGAAAAUAGUAAUACAGACGAGGAAGAGAAAAAUAUGAUUGAAGAAGAUUUGCAGAUCUCAGAUGUUGCCACUACUACUCUAUCACAAGAUGACCAGGAAGAAAAUGCUGAAUUCCAAGAAUUUACCAGAAGCAGUGAUAGUGAUGCCAACUUUCAUCUCCGAAAAAGGUUUUCUCGUAAUGCUUCUGAGGAGGAAACCUAUGGUGUAAAUGAGCAGAAGAUGACAGAUAUGGAUGAAAAUCCAUUAAUCAUUGGGGAGAAAAAGGACUUGGAAGCAAGCGAGACUUCAACACCAACUCAUGAGAUAACAAUUUUUGAGCAGCCAGAGAUAUUCUACUUUGUAAUUUUCUUUUGGGUGCUGGUCUACUGCCUUUUACUCCUUCCACAGCUGCUUAGCAACAAAGUUUGAUCUGUGUGAGGUGUGGAAAAUAAAGGGAUGGUGGCUGGAUUGCUUUGUGUAUCGGCAUAUGAAUAUGUUCCUUCAGGUGAAGCACAAACAGAAAUCCAGAACCUGGUAUUUGUGUUUAUUAUCAGGUUGUUCUCAAUUCCGCUGUUGUGCUAUGACAGUGUCAAAGCACGUUUUAUAUUAUGGUAAUUGUGUAAAUAUAUAUAAAAAUGAUCUGAUUUAGUAGAUGCGAUUUUGUACAUUUGUGCCUUGCUUUAUAAGAUGCUAAAUAAAACCAGAUAAUUAUCAGUAGAAGUAUGAACAAUUCAGAGCUCUAGUCUUCAAAAAUUAUUCUUCUGGCUUCACUUUCUUAUGUAGGGCCUGACAGCUAUGGAAGAGGGAUGGUGUUGACUUACCUUGGGGUCUGACCACCUGCAAGGGCAAGGCUAGAAAUGCUUCUUCACAUUUUCCAUUUCAAAGAGUGGGGGGCAGAGCAGAGCUAUAGGCAGUGAAACACACAUCAGGAACUGAUUACAGUUCCAGCAGCAAAUCCAGUGGAGCAACAAAAUCAGGUUAAGGGUUU
Messenger RNA from Melozone crissalis (California towhee), 3272 nucleotides. It is a transcript of the gene CLMN, whose product is annotated as calmin. Gene Ontology annotation, biological process: nuclear migration. Gene Ontology annotation, molecular function: actin filament binding. The record is from RefSeq and is a predicted model, not a curated record. The coding region runs from base 71 to 2713 and encodes 880 amino acids. The transcript has 13 exons. NCBI's taxonomy places the organism in Eukaryota, Metazoa, Chordata, Aves, Passeriformes, Passerellidae. Gene Ontology annotation, cellular component: cytoplasm; meiotic nuclear membrane microtubule tethering complex; nuclear outer membrane.